Geodia barretti is the source of this 2778-nucleotide messenger RNA. Lineage: Eukaryota; Metazoa; Porifera; Demospongiae; Tetractinellida; Geodiidae. The record is from the annotation of a GenBank genome assembly.
GCUUCUCGAUCCACACUGUUCAUGAUGAUACCGCGCCAACUCCAACUGCCUGGAAGAACCCUGCCUCCAGCGCUUCCUCUCAUCCUGCCGUUCUCCAGAAGCGACGGAAAUGGGGAAUCCGCUCGGUUGCAGGUGAACGAUGAGGCGGUGAAAAUGCUGGAAACCAUCACCAAACCCGUGGCCGUUCUUUCCGUCUGCGGCCCUUAUCGCACGGGCAAGUCCUACCUCCUCUCUCGCCUGUUGGGUAGGCCGGGGACGUUUCAGCUGGGCCACUCCAUGGACGCCUGUACUCGAGGCAUCUGGCUCUCCACCACUGCCCUCGAGUGUGAGGACCAUCUGCUGCUACUGCUGGACACUGAGGGCAUCGGAUGCGUGGAGGGCAGCUCAGAGUACAUUCUCAACCUGCUAGUGAUCACAACUCUACUCAGUUCAACUCUCCUCUAUAACUGCAGUGAAGUUCCCCAGGCCAGCGACCUUGAACAGAUGAGUGUGUUCACCCACCUCACCAGGUGUGUGGCAGUCGGGAGGGCUGAUUCCUCCGCGGCACAGGAACUCCAGUCCCACUUUCUCCGAUUCAUCUGGCUCCUGCGCAAUGUCAUCAGCCACCCUCUCGAUGAGGACGGGGCAGAAAUACCUCUCAAGACUUACAUCCACUCUGAGGCGGCCUCCUCCACACAGCAGUCUAAGGUUGUCAUGGAAACACUGGAGUCUGUGUUCCCCAGUCUGGACUGCCUCUACGUCCCUCCACCCUCCGCUGACCCCGCCCACACCGCCGACCUGGACACACACUGGGACGAACUGGAGGAGGAUUUCAGAGAGAAAAUGGAGGAGAUUCAGCAGUACCUCUUCCGCCAUGUGACCACCAAACUGUCGUUCGAUCGAACUACUCCCAUCACUGGAGCCGACCUCGCUGCACUGCUACGAGAAUACGUCACUGCCAUCAAUGCUCCAGGGAGCUUGCCUAGUCUUCAAGAGAGUUGGGUGGCAGUCAUAAAACUGAAGCUUGAGGCCAUUUUUACCGAGAUGGUUGGCAAGUACACGAGAGACAUGGAAGAAAAGACUGACGGCUUGUUUCCAAUGGAAGAGGAUAUUCCCACUGAAUCUGAAAGUGAAUCUAGCUCACUCAUGCAGGUGCAUUGGCGUGUCUUUGAUGAGUGCUACCAUAAUCUGAGACAAAGUAUAAGAAACUUGCUACCACAUCACACGGGCAACAAGCUCACACUGUACACGCAGUCCCUACUGACGAAAUUCACUUCAGCAGUGGCCGAGUUUGGAACCCAGGAUCUCCUGUGUACCGAGACAGUGAGAGGAGGUGCACUGUUGAGAUUUGUCCAACAAAACUACAAACUCUCCGAGGAAAUGUGUGAGAAGUUAUGGGACAGGUUGUUUGAGGAGAGCGGCAUUCGAAACAGAGUUGUAAGGGCACUGAAUCGCUCCAUAGCUAUAGACGUUGGCUCUGAUAUGGCAGCAGUGGUAGGCGAGUACAUGGAGAAUGCAGUUGGACCUGCUAAACUGAAGGUCCUCGAGCGUAAACGGGCAGCUAAUGAUGUGGAGAGAAUGCUGCGUGACUUACCUGGGCCGCCGGUCAAUGUUAGACUUGUGGGGAGAGACAGAGACAAGCAUAAGCUCAGGUGGGACCCUCCAGCUAUCAACGCAGGGGCAGCCCUCAGAUAUGUUGUGCAGAAAAGGACUAAAGAGGGCUGGAGGGAUGUCACCACUACAGACAAGUGUUGGGUGGUCAUUGAUAAACAGCAGAUCAAAAGAGACACUGUAUAGGGUGACGUCUUGGAAUGAAGGAGAGCACUGUAAAGGAGAGAUGGAGGAACCACUCGUUGUUACAACAAAUAGUGUGUCACGUGAAGAGUGGCUUUCGUAUGUGUAGCUGUGGUAAAAAUAUCGCGCAUGCGAUUAUUUUUCUUGUUGUUUGUGCGCAUGCGCUGAUAUUCGCGCAGGCAGCGUGUUGUGAGAGGGUCAGCGAGUGAGCUGGUGGAGGGCUGGAGAGCUCGAGAAAUGCAGUCCUCCUUGCUGAGAUUUGUGCAGCGCCAGGGGAAGAAGGAGACGUCCAGUAACAAACGUCCAGCAGAUGGAGACAGUGGUAACGAGAAGAAAAAACGAAGGAAAUCUGGAGGAUCUACUACAAAUCUGAAGCAGUUCAGCAGACAGGGAGUACCAGUUGGUGGCGCUAAGGACAAUGCCAGCACUCACACUGAACCUGCUACCUUUGCUCAACCUCAAGAGGAACCAGCUAAUGAUGUUUCAACCAGCUCAAGGCAUGAAUCAGCAGCAUCUUCAGCAGUAGAGGAAAUAUCCCCACUCCUACGAAGUUCACAAAGACCGUCAGUGAGCUCAACUCCAGGCAGGAGGAAGUCGAAAACAAACAAGCCAGAGCCUAUCUCUACUCACUCGCCCACAGUCUCAAAGCAGUACACUCCAUUAGAGCAGCAGUACAUUGCCAUCAAGGCCCAGUAUCCCGAUGCCAUUCUCUUUGUAGAGUGCGGCUACAAGUAUCGCUUCUUUGGUGAGGAUGCAGAGGUGGCUUCCAAGACACUCAACAUUGGCUGCUUCCAGGACCACAACUUUUACACUGCCAGUAUCCCAGUCCACCGCCUCCAUAUCCACCUCAGGAGGCUGGUAGCUGCCGGUCACAAGGUGGGUGUGGUGAAACAAACCGAGACUGCAGCUCUGAAGGCAGCCAGUGACCGGAAGUCUGGGCCAUUCUCCAGAGAACUGACAGCUCUCUACACCAGGACCACUCUCUUAGGUCCUGAUGUGAGGCCA